AUGUUACCAUUUUUUCCUGUUCCAGGAUUACAAGACCUAGAGAUUCCUUUAGGAGCACAACAAGAUUUCUAUCCCAAAAGUUAAAUUCAAGAACCUUAGGAAGCUAAGAAAUUGUUCAUAAAGAACCUUCCUCAAGAAUUAACCAAUGAUAAUGUUGAGAAACUUUUGAAGGAAUGUGGUCAAUUAGUAUCAUGGAAGCGAUCAAAAGGUACUCCUUUUGGGUAUGCUGAGUUUGAAAAUAUGGAAAGUGUAUUAAAAUGUUUGCGCCUUCUUAAUGUUGCUUGUUAAGGGUGGAGAGAAAGCUUAGAUGAUGAUAGAUGGUUGGAUAGAAGAGCUAAAUUAGAGGAGAAAGAUAAAUAAAAGGAGGAACAUAGAGCAUUAUUUAAAUUUACAUCUUUUUAAGAGUACAUUACUAGAGAUGACGAUAAAAUAAAAAAGAAAUUAGAAAAAAUAAUAUCAGAAUUAGAGGGCACUGUCACUAAAACUAAAAAUGAUAAGAAAAGAGAGGAGGAAAAGAAAGAACAUCCAAGGGAGAGAGAAAGAGAUGCCAAGAAGAAUAACACUAGGACGGAAUUAGAAAGAAAAUAUAGAGAGAAAAUGGCAGAAUGGAAAAAGAAGGAAGAUGAAAGAGAGAGAGAAAGAAAAAAGGAAAAGGAGAGAGAGAUAGAUCGAGAGAAAAAUUUCUAAAAAUAUCUUGAAAAAGAAUUAGCUUAUGACAGUGAAUAAGAACGUAAAUAAAUUGGUAAGAUUAAGAUGAACGAAAGAAAGAAAUUCAGGUAAAGGGAAUUUGAGGAAGAUGAAAUCUUUAAAAAGAAAGAAUUAUUAAAGACACAAAAACCUCCUGAACCUGAACCACCUUAAAUGGUAGUUAUUAUUUAAGAGCCACCCGAACCAGAGCCUUAGCAAACAUAAUAGUAAUUGUUAUAGCAAUAACUAUAGAUGGAAUAAGCAGAAUAAAUGUAAUAAGAGAAAUUAUAAAAGGAAAUUGACUUGAAGGAGGAGCUUAAAUAAAUAUUUGCGACCAUCCCAACAGAAAAAGAAGAACUAUUCAAUACUCAAAUAAAUUGGCAGCUGUUUGCCUAGUCUAACUUAUUGGAGAAAAAGAUCCGUCCAUGGUUAAGAGAGAGGUGCAUUGAAUAUUUAUCUUAAGAGGAGAGAGUAUUUAUUGAUGCCAUCAUCAAAAGAUUAUUUAAUCGUGAGAAGCCAUAAACAAUUAUAAAUAAAGUUGUAAAGAAGGUCUUGGAUGACGAUAGUGAGCAAUUUGUUAUAAGAAUGUGGAAGAUGAUCAUCUUUGAAUUGAGAAAAUUAGAGAGAGGUCUGAUAUCUUGAUGAUUUAUUAAAUAAUUUAAUAGUUUUAUGAAGUUCUUUA
Messenger RNA from Paramecium tetraurelia, 1369 nucleotides. RefSeq lists its product as uncharacterized. The record is from RefSeq and is a predicted model, not a curated record. Gene Ontology annotation, biological process: mRNA processing. Gene Ontology annotation, molecular function: RNA binding. Lineage: Eukaryota; Ciliophora; Oligohymenophorea; Peniculida; Parameciidae. The transcript has 6 exons.